Molecule: messenger RNA, 2687 nt
Organism: Gigantopelta aegis
Lineage: Eukaryota; Metazoa; Mollusca; Gastropoda; Neomphalida; Peltospiridae
Product: polycystic kidney disease protein 1-like 2
Exons: 4
Coding region: 100-1956 (618 amino acids)
Biological process (GO): detection of mechanical stimulus
Cellular component (GO): membrane
Molecular function (GO): calcium ion binding; calcium channel activity
Source: RefSeq, a predicted model, not a curated record
ACCUUUUCACUUUUGUUUUCUUUCAGAUUGCCGUGGUACUUUGUUUAUGUUGCCUAUUUCAUAGCAGUCACAACCUCCCUUAUCUGCUCAUUCUUUGUGAUGCUGUAUGGACUCAAGUACGGCUACGACAAAAGUGUGGCAUGGCUCAUUUCUUUCUGCACGUCGUUCUUCCAGAGUGCACUCAUUACAGAACCAGUCAAGGUUUUAGCUGUAGCGUUUCUGCUCACUCUGAUAUUCAGACAAAGCAUGCAGUAUGACACUGGAAAGCAAGAGCAAACAGCAGAUGAAGAGGAGUUCUUUAUGCAAGAUGAUUAUACAAAAUCAUCUACACACUAUAUAGCACCUGUGUCACAACGCCUCCUUAAAAACAUUCGCACUCAAAUCCUCAUGGACCAGCGCACUUGGGAGAUCCUGGUGGAGAUCUUGCUGUAUUUCACAUUUGUUGCCAUAGUGUUGCUGGUGGUUUUGGGCCACAGUGAUGUGAAAGAGUCCUACAGUGUUACCAAUGGUGUUGAGAAUAUCUACAUCCGUACAUUUGAACAUAACGAAACUAAAUAUUUUUAUAAAGUAACUGACUCACACACUAUGUGGGAAUAUUUGAAUGAUACGUUUUUGGACAAAGUCUUUUUGGGGCCAUCCACUCCAAUUCCAAAUACACUAUCAUUUCUUGUGGGAAGGACAAGAUUGCGACAAAUAAGAAUACGUGAAGGAUCUUGUAUCCACUUUCUGGAUUUGAAGUCAAGACUAAAUUCAUCAGAAGAGUGUUUUCCACCCUAUAGUUAUGGUGCUGAAGAAUCUCGUUCUUACACUGAAAACUGGGAACAUGAAACAACUGACGAAAAGAUAACAAAGUGGACAUAUCAGUCUGGAUCUAGUCUAGACACCCUUCCAAUUAUGGGAAGGCUCGACAUCUAUCCUGGUGGGGGAUAUAUUCUUCAGUUACCAAGACAUCCUUAUAAGGCACGAGAGCUUAUAGAAAAAGUUAAAAAGACAAAAUGGAUUGAUGAACGGACACGGGUAGUGUUUGUGGAAUUCACUCUCUUCAACCCAAAUGUCCAGCUGUUCACUGUAGUGGUGCUGAUGUUUGAAUACUCCAACACUGGUUUCGUGUUUCCUUACCAUCUGAUUUACACGGCUAACUUCUAUCACUACCAGAAUGAAUUUGAGACCUUUGUUGCCAUUGUCGAGGUCCUCUUUGUUAUAUAUCUGUUUAUUUUUACUUAUGCUGAAUUAAAAAAAAUUCUUAAUAUGAAAUGUCUUGACUACUUCAAUGAGUCAUGGACAUUCGUUGAACUAACCAUUUUGUGUUUAGCGUACUCCACCAUUGCUCUGUUUGUUAAUCGGCUUCUUGUGUGUAAUCAUCUCGUAAACACUUUUUCAGACCAUAAUUUCGAGAAGUUUGUUAAUUUUCACACUGCUGCAUUUUAUGAUUCCUUACUGAGAUAUGUUAUGUCAAGUUUAGUCCUGUUGGUAAUUGUCAAGUUCUUCAAACUGCUUCGUUUCAAUGUCCGAUUGUCCAUGCUUGCACAAACACUUCAUUCCGCAAGAGGAAGACUGAUCGCAUAUUCGUUUUCUUUGUUUGGAUUCACCAUGGCAUUUGCUAUAUUUGCUGUUCUCGUUUUUGGCACUACACUUGAAGGAUACAGAAAUAUUCCAAGGACAGUUAUAACCAUGUUCCUUUUUAUGAUGGGAAAGUCUGAUUACUAUGGUCUUUAUGAAGGCAAUGCUGUUCUUGGUCCAUUGUUUUUCUUUCUCUUUUCUUUGACAUUUCAGUUUCUGUUAGUGCAGUAUUUUAUUACUCUUCUCAUGGAUUCAUUUCAUACUACAAGGAUUCACAUAGCCACGGUAAAAACUGAAGUUCACAUGGUUCAGUACAUUCUUAGGAAAUUCCGUUUGAUAACGAUGCUUGAUUCACAAAAAAAGCAGGAAAAACGUAAAAUUGUUGAACAUUUCUAAAAUCUAUUUGUUAAUUGUGUUCCAAAGUAUUUUGUUACAGGCAAAAUGUUGCUUUUUAUGAUGGUCAAGUCCUAUUACUAUGGUCUUUAUGAAGGCAUUGCUGUUCUUGGUUCAUUAAUUGUUUUUGUUUCUCUUUUCAUUGAUAUUUCAGUUUAUGUUUGUGCAGUAUUUUAUUGCUCUUCUCAUGGAUUCAUUUCAUAUUAUCAUGAUUCAGAUAGUCUUGGUAAAAACUGAGGUUCACAACAACAAAAAAAGAAGCAAAAACAUAAAAUUGUUGAAGAUCUGUUUGUUAAUUGUUCCAAAGUAUUUUGUUAAAGGCAAAGUAAAAACUGAGGUUCACAUGGUUCAGUACAUUCUUAGGAAAUUUAAUUUGAUAACGAUGCUUGAUUCACACAAAAAGCAGGAUAAACGUAAAAUUGUUGAAGAUUUCUAAAAUCUGUUUGUUAAUUGUUCCAAAGUAUUUUGUUACAGGCAAAAUGUCCGAUUAUGAAGGCAAUGUUGUUCUUCGUCCAUUGUUUUUGUUUCUCUUUUCAUUGAUAUUUCAGUUUCUGUUUGUGCAGUAUUUUAUUACUCUUCUCGUGGAUUCAUUUCAUAUUAUCAGGAUUCAGAUAGUCUUGGUAGAAACUGAAGUUCACAAAAACGCAGCAAAAACUGUAACAUUGUUGAAGAUCUGUUUGUUAAUUGUUUCAAAGUAUUUUGUUACAAAGUGAAAAUAAAAUAUACUGACUGGU